Molecule: messenger RNA, 2838 nt
Organism: Schistosoma mattheei
Lineage: Eukaryota; Metazoa; Platyhelminthes; Trematoda; Strigeidida; Schistosomatidae
Source: the annotation of a GenBank genome assembly
GUAUAUUUAAGGCGCAAAGCUCGUUUUUCUAGGUCGCGAUACGGUUGUUCCCAAAAUGAAGUUCUUCGCUACGAAAGCUCCAAAUGAGGAAGUCUCACUGACCAAUAGGGUGUUUUUUAACCCGAAGGAUUUUAAUGAAAAGCUUGGUUGCGUAGCCAUACACACUGCGGCUGAUAAAUAUGUAUUUCGUGCGGGUUCACACGAUCAUGUCCCUCAAGGAAAGGUUGCGUUUGGUUUGGCUCAGCGUAAAUGGGGCAAUAUUUCAGUAGAUGAACCGUUAGAUGUUCAACCAUACACAUUUAAUUUGGCUCGUGAAUGUCUAGGUUCUGCAGUUUUGGCUGUGGAUUUUAAUAAUAAAAAAAUGUCGAUCAAUGAGCCGUUAGAUUCAGAUCGAAUGGCUUUAGAAUUCAGCAUGCAAUUUACAGAUACACCAUUGACCGUCGGUCAGCAUAUCCUUUAUCGGUUUAACAAAAUGACAUUCCUUGUUGAGGUUAAGAAAUUGUCAGCUUUGUCAAUGGAUGGUGGUGUUGACAAUACUAAAAUUGGCAUGUUAACUGGGAAUACAGUAAUUCGUUGGAUGCCUCAAUCAGAUUCUAAAUUAUUAUUAAUCGGUAAAGCUGCAUUGGAUGACGAUGGAGCUAGUUCUAUUGGAGGGGGUGGUGGCUAUCAUAGUAUCAUCAAUCCAAAUUGGGAUUUUAAUCAAAUGGGUAUUGGUGGAUUGGAUAAAGAAUUUUCAGCUAUAUUCCGACGAACAUUUGCAUCACGAAUGUUUCCUCCGGCAGUUGCAAAACAAUUAGGUUUAAAACAUGUCCGUGGUAUUCUGCUAUACGGUCCACCUGGUACUGGUAAAACACUAAUGGCACGACAAAUUGGUAAAAUGCUUAAUGCACGUGAACCUAAAAUUGUCAAUGGUCCAAGUAUAUUAGAUAAAUAUGUCGGUGAAUCUGAAGCGAAUAUCCGUAAAUUAUUCGCUGAUGCUGAAGAAGAAGAAAAACGCAUGGGUGCAAAAUCUGCAUUGCAUAUUAUUAUAUUUGAUGAAAUUGAUGCCAUUUGUAAAUCACGUGGAUCUACAGGUGGAGGUGCUGGUGUACAUGACACUGUAGUCAACCAACUACUAACUAACAUGGAUGGAGUGAAUCAGUUAAAUAAUAUACUUGUCAUUGGAAUGACUAAUCGACGAGAUAUGAUUGAUGAAGCACUUUUAAGACCUGGACGUUUUGAAAUGCAAAUGGAAAUCUCUUUACCAGAUGAAGAUGGUCGACUUCAAAUCUUAAAUAUACAUACAUCGAAAAUGCAACAGGCCGGUAAAUUGGCACGUGAUGUUGAUUUAAAAGAAUUAGCGGCUAAAACAAAAAAUUUCAGUGGUGCUGAAAUUGAAGGCUUAUGCCGUGCUGCAGCAUUCACCUCAAUGUAUCAAUUAAUAAGUCCAUCCGGGAAAACUCAAUUGGAUCCUGAUGCAUUUGACCGAUUGUUAGUAAAACGUUCUGAUUUUCUAUACGCAUUGGAACAUGAUGUUAAACCGGCUUUUGGUGCUUCUGAAGAAGAACUCAGCUGUUAUGCUCCUCGUGGUAUUAUGAUGUGGGGCGAGUCUGUAUCACAUGCAUUAGAUAUGGGUCGAUUAGCUGUGUCUGCAGUAAAAGAACCAGAUGUUGAAACGUACAGACCCUUAACUUUGUUAUUAGAAGGUCCACCGAAAGCUGGUAAAACAGCGCUAGCUGUUGAGAUUGCACGAUUAUCUGGAUUCCCAUUCGUCAAAAUUGUUACGUCACAUAAAAUGAUUGGAUUCACUGAAAUGGCUAAAUGCGCUGCAAUGAAAAAGAUUUUUGACGAUGGUGCUAAAUCACCGCUAAGUGUUGUGAUUGUUGAUAAUAUUGAAGGUUUAAUUGAAUACAACCCAGUUGGACCAAGAUUUUCCAAUUUCAUUGUUCAAGCAAUUCGUGAUUUGGUUUCUCAACCAUUGAAAGCGGGUCGUCAUAUGCUAGUAUUGGCUACAACUAGUUGCCGUGAAGCGUUAACAGAUCAAAAUCUUACUCAAGCUUUUUCAUGGCACGUCCAUGUUGCUAUGCUAUCAAGACCUGAGCAUGUAAUUGCUGCGUUAGAAGAAGAUGGACGUUUUACAUCGAAAGAACAACAGAUUAUUGAAAAAUCUUUAUCGGGUCGUCGUUUAUGUAUUGGAAUCAAGCAUUUGCUUGAUUUGAUUGAUCUCGUUUCGAAGAAUGAUCCAGAUCAUCGUGUUGCUGCAUUUCUUGCUAAAUUAGAAGAAGUUGGCAUUGUUGAUGUAUAAAAAUGAAUGAAUAAUAUUUAUUACAGUUUGUUACUAUCUCUAUAUGUUUACAGAUAUUUAUGAUCAAAAUGGUUGUGUUAUGCCAAAACAAAAAGAGUCCUAAUUCCAUGAUAUAUAUGUAUAUUCUAUUGAUGAAUUUAUUUAUUUAUUUUAAUCUAUAUAAUCGUUCCGUGAAUAUUUAUAUUUUCCUCAAACUAUGGUUGUUAUAUAAUCAACUUGAUUCUUUCAAUUCCUUUUUCCUUAUCUGUUUUUUUUUCUUCUGAUAAAUUUAUUUUGUCAUUAUUUCACAGUUCAUAUUAUACAUGAAAUUUACUUCGUUACUCUUAUUCUCUUAGAGAUAUUGUGUAACCAUCAUUCAUAAUACCAUUGUCUCUCACUAUGCAUAUUACAAUAAACGUUCAUUUACUUCUCAUUCAUUCCCUUCAACAUAAGCAAAAUCACAAUGAGCCAAUAUGGGACAAACAUAUCGUGAUAUAAUAAAAACUUAUUUAUUUAUUCAUUCUCAUUUAAAUUUGUAUCUUCAUAGAAUGAAAAUAUAUCUGUUGAAGAGAUAA